AUGGACCAGCAGCUCCAUGGGCAGCUUGUUCUCCUCUGCCGCUUGUACUGGGCCAGGCGGAGCCCCCCGCAGUCCUGGCCCCCCACAGCCUUCCCCAGGAGAACCUUCAGAACUCCACUGCCUCAGAGGUUAUUGGGCUCCAAACCCCUAUGGAUGAAGGUGCUAUCAGCUACGGCCUUGGGCAUGCCUCUGCUGCUGGGCAUCCGCUAUGCCCUGGCUGAACCACAAGACAAGAGGCGACUGCGACUGGUCCUGGAGGGUAUCGGACGCUUCGGCAGGUCUUUGAGCGUCGGCCUGCAGAUCUCCAUGGACUACUGGUGGAGCACACAUGUGACCCUGCGAGGGCUGCCUGAGAACAGCCCCGAAUACUUGGAUGCCAUGUCUGCCUGUCACCAGCGUGCAGCUGAUGCCCUGGUGGCUGGUGCCAUCCGCAAUGGGGGCCUCUAUGUGAAGCUGGGCCAGGGACUGUGUUCCUUCAACCACCUGCUGCCUCCUGAAUACAUCAACACUUUGCGGGUGCUAGAGGACAAGGCGCUCACACGGGGCUUCCAAGAGGUAGAUGAGCUCUUCUUGGAGGACUUCCAGGCCCGGCCCCAGGAGCUCUUCCAGGAGUUUGACUAUCAGCCCAUCGCUGCUGCCAGCCUGGCCCAGGUGCACCGUGCCCGGCGCCACGAUGGCUCUAAGGUGGCCGUGAAGGUACAGUACAUUGACCUGCGGGACCGAUUCCAUGCCGACAUCCACACGCUGGAGCUGCUGCUGUGGCUGGUGGAGAUCAUGCACCCCAGUUUCGGCUUCAGCUGGGUGCUCCAGGACCUCAAGGGCACGCUGGCCCAGGAGCUGGACUUCGAGAAUGAGGGACAUAACGGGGAACGCUGUGCUCGGGAGCUGCAGCAAUUCCCCUAUGUGGCUGUGCCCCGUGUGCACUGGGACCUGACCAGCAAGCGUGUGCUGACCGCCGAGUUCUGCGAGGGCUGCAAGGUGACAGACGUGGACGGCAUCCGAGGCCUGGGGCUGGACGUGCAAGAUAUAGCCAAGAAGCUGAUUCAGGCCUUUUCGGAGCAGAUAUUUUACACCGGCUUCAUCCACUCAGACCCCCACCCGGGCAACGUGCUGGUGCGGAAAGGCCCUGAUGGGAAGGCUCAGCUGAUACUGCUGGACCACGGGCUCUACCAGUUCCUGGAGGAGAAGGACCGGGUAGCCCUAUGCCAGCUGUGGCGGGCCAUCAUCCUGAGGGACGACGCCAAGAUGAAGGCACAUGCAGCUAUGCUCGGGGUGCAAGACUAUGUCCUGUUCUCCGAGAUGCUGAUGCAGAGGCCCGUGCGCCUGGGCCAGCUGUGGCGCUCACACCUGCUGAGCCAGCAGGAGACAGCCUGCUUGCAGGACACGGCCCGCGAGCACUUCGAGGACAUCGUGCAGGUGCUCAAGGACCUGCCACGCUCCAUGCUGCUCGUGCUGCGCAACAUCAACACUGUGCGCGCCAUCAAUGUGGCCCUGGGCAACCCAAUUGACCGCUACUUCCUCAUGGCCAAGAGUGCUGUCCGGGCCUGGACCCGGCUGUUGGGGAACACCCACAGAAGUAUCUACAGCACCAGCCUCCUCUGCCACAUCGGGGUCAUCUGGCAGGUGUUCAAAUUUGAAGUUUCCCUGAGGCUGCAGAUGCUGUCCAUGUGGCUCACUGUCCAUGUGGUUCGCUUCCUGUCACUGCUGGGCUUCCUCUCUGAGGCCUCGGCGCUGUCUGAGUACCUCGAGUCCUAGGAUCGGACGCAGGAUACGGCACAGCAUAACACGCUUGCGCACGCAGGCCUGGCACCAGGUGGGAGGGCCAGGGCAGGAGAUGGGGCUGCCCCAGGACCCAGGGCUUUGGAGCUUGUGCCAGUGUGAGGGCACGGUGUAGGCAUAUGGCCAGUCUGCAAUGACCACACACUUUUUCCAAACCAA
This is a messenger RNA of Suncus etruscus (white-toothed pygmy shrew), 1938 nucleotides long. It is a transcript of the gene ADCK5, whose product is annotated as aarF domain containing kinase 5. The transcript is spliced from 15 exons. The record is from RefSeq and is a predicted model, not a curated record. The coding region runs from base 1 to 1755 and encodes 584 amino acids. Lineage: Eukaryota; Metazoa; Chordata; Mammalia; Eulipotyphla; Soricidae.